Messenger RNA from Anopheles coustani, 771 nucleotides. RefSeq names its product serine proteinase stubble-like. The record is from RefSeq and is a predicted model, not a curated record. The transcript has a single exon. NCBI's taxonomy places the organism in Eukaryota, Metazoa, Arthropoda, Insecta, Diptera, Culicidae. The coding region runs from base 1 to 693 and encodes 230 amino acids.
AUGAAGUUGUCCUUAAUUUUCCUGGCAGUCGCCUCACUUGCGGUGGGACUUACGGCUGCACAAUCUGCCGACCCUCGUCCCGGUGGUCCUCGGCCACGCCCAGGCCCCCCACCACCAUCACCACCGCACACACAAGACGAUUCCGACAGCGAUGUUAGCAGCAGUAGUUCUUCAUCUUCUGAGAGCAGUGCCGAUAGUGAUUCCUCUUCUUCAGACGAUUCCGAGCCGGAAAAGGUCGAUAUAGGCCUUUUCAGACCUUCCCCCCGAGAUCAUUGGUGGACGAACCCAAGGUUUCCACCGAUCAGCCCACCGUGGCGUCCUCGUCCACCGCACCACGGAGGCCCCGGAGGAGGUCGACCCUGGUGGUGGGGACCACCGUUCGGACAUCGUACGACCACCGUCGCUUCAACGACAGUAGAGGCGUCGUCAACGACGGAAGCCGACUCAACUACAACGGCCGCAACCGAGGCUGCUUCAACCACUGAAGAGGCAACAACUACGGAAGAGGCGACAACUACGGAGGAGGUCACCACUACGGAAGAGGCAACGACUACGGAAGAGGCAACGACUACGGAGGAAGCAACGACUACGGAGGAAGCAACAACUACUGAAGAGGCAACGACUACUGAGGAGGUAACGACCACGGAAGAGGCGACCACUACAGAGGAGUCGUCUUCCACAACAACCGGAUAGAAAUUACUUUGAAGAACACACCGAAAGUCAAGCAUGGUCCUUUCGAAACAAACCAUUUAAUAAAUAUCCACGAAUAUC